This is a messenger RNA of Lacerta agilis (Sand lizard), 2439 nucleotides long. It is a transcript of the gene KLHL33, whose product is annotated as kelch like family member 33. The transcript is spliced from 5 exons. Gene Ontology annotation, molecular function: protein binding. Lineage: Eukaryota; Metazoa; Chordata; Lepidosauria; Squamata; Lacertidae. Bases 71 to 2320 code for a protein of 749 amino acids. The record is from RefSeq and is a predicted model, not a curated record.
UCUUCAUAGGCUAAGGAAAGCCCCCACAGUCUGGACAGGCCCAACAGGUCAGUCUUCUUUUCAAGAGGCGAUGUCAUGCACUGACAGCCCCUCAGAGGGCGCUGUGGGGCAGCAGCUGGAGCUGCGGAACGAGGGCCACGCCAAUGGGUUCUUUGCUGUGGCUCAGCAGCUGAGAGAACAGCGCCAUCUCGUGGACGUGGUUGUCACCCUGGGCCUGAGGGACUACGAAGCCCACAGCGCUAUCCUUGCUGCAGUGAGCUCGGUCUUCCGGCAACGCUUGGAAUGUGGGGAGCACGGCGCGGUGGAGCUGGAUGGCGUGACCACACCAUGCGGCUGGGAUGCCAUCUUGAAUUUUGCCUACACUGGGGAGCUGGAGGCCACACCGGAGAAGGCUGGGGAGAUCUUAGAUGCCGCGGAGGCCCUGGGCAUCCCUCGCGUGGCCGAGAUUUGCAAGGCGGUGUUGGUUGGGAUGGAGGCAGAGGACAGGCUGAGUCCAGCGGAUGAGAAAUGGGAAACACUGCGGGGCCUGGAGGAGCUUUAUGAGAAAGGUGUCGGCUGGGACCUGGAGCUUAAAGCUGAGGAAGAUAUCUAUCGAGUUCACCGACUAGCCUUGGCUUGCGGCUGCGAGUUCUUCCACGGCAUGUUCACCAGCGGCAUGAAGGAAUCCCGCCAGGCGGAUGCCCCUCUCUGCACCCGCUUCACCUCAACUGAUCUGGGCCUGGUCAUCUCCUUUGUGUACUCGGGAACGCUGGCAGGCGGGUGGGACAACCUCUUUGAUGCUGCCCAGGCUGCCCUCCAGUAUCAGGUCUCCGGCAUCUUGGAACUCUGCCUGGAUUUCUUCCACCACAAGCUGACUCCCGAAUCCAGCUUGGAUGUCCUCUCUUUCGCACGUGCCUAUGGCCUUCAUGAUCUGGAAAGCGCCGCAGAGAACUUUGUGCUGAGGAACUUUGCUCACGUCAUGGGGACACCCAAGUUCCUGGACCUUCCGGCCAGCCAGCUUGUGCACUUCCUCAGCUCCGAUGCCCUCUAUAUCCUCAAUGAAUUGGAGGCCUUCCAAGGAGCCAUCCGAUGGCUGGAAGCUGACCGGGAUGGACGGAUGGACCUGGCCGAGCAAGUCUUGCGUUGCAUCAGGUUCCCUCUGAUGUCCACCCGGGAGCUCAAACAGGUUCGCGCGGUAAAAAUGAUGGCCUCCCCAGGCCGGCUCUAUAGCCUCAUGGUCGAGUCCUUAGCUAGCAUCCCGCCAGGCCCUUCUAAGCUGGAGCAACUCCCUUGCCGGGUGAGGUACCCAGAGAAGGUGAUUGCCAUCAGCGGAGGAGAUACGCUGGCAAAGAAUAUGGCCACUCGCAGCCCUAGCCGGGACUUCUGGUUCACCCACCGGUUCAUUAGCAGCAUCGGAUUGGUCAAGCAGGUUGAGUGGCGCCGUCUUGGGGAGCUCCCAGAGGGGGCACGCUUCCGGCAUGCUGUGGCGGUCAAGGACAACGCGAUGUACAUCUUUGGGGGAAAGGACUACUAUGGGACCAGGGACACCAUGUGCUCAGUGUUCAAGUUUGACCCUCUCUGUGGGAGUUGGGAGCGGUUGGCCGACAUGACAAGUCACCGGAGCUAUUUCCAGGUGCUGCACCAGGACGGCUUUUUCUAUGCCCUGGGGGGCAGCUCCAACGACGCCUACUGCCUGGACACAGUGGAGUGCUAUGACCCCCAGACCAAUGCCUGGAGGCCGUGUGAACCUCUGCCCGCUCCGCUCUGUGGCCACGCAGCCUGCAUCCUGGAUGGAGUAAUCUAUGUCUCUGGGGGCAGUGACGGCUCGUGCCGCUGCCAGUCCUCCCUGAUCCAGUACCGCCCGGGCGCAGCGCCCAUCCCGCUGGCCACGAUGCGAGAGGAGCGCGCAGGCCACAACAUGGAAGCCAUGGGUGGGCGCCUCUACGUGGCGGGAGGCCUGCGAUGGCGGGAUGGCCACGGGGGCUACGCCGACCAGCUGGCCUGCGAAGUGUACAGCCCGGGCCUGGACGUGUGGGCCGCCCUUGCCCCUCUGCCGCAGGCCCACGUAAUCGCCGCCUCCGCCGUCUUGGACGGAGAGCUCUACAUCAUGGGAGGCUACAGCCACAACACCUAUCGCGAUACCCACAUGAUCCACUGCUAUAACCCAACCCAUGACCGCUGGGUCAGCGUCGGGACGUUGCCUCAGGCUUACGCCGACCUCAGGGCCUGCAUCUUAGAAGUUCCUCCUUCUCUGAGGAGGAAACAGCCCUCGCCCUUAGAUACAGCUAGUGUGGAGAUCCCUGCUGAUUCUUCGACAGAGUUCCCGUAUCAGUACUCCUGAGAUGCCUCCCCAGUUUUUAGCACAGCUUUAAUAGGAGCAGAAACUCUAGGAAUAGUUCACACUUGCAUGCGUGAUUUCUCUGUGCUUGUGCAGCAGGGGCACGGGAAGCUGGCAGCCCU